Molecule: messenger RNA, 1292 nt
Organism: Cornus florida
Lineage: Eukaryota; Viridiplantae; Streptophyta; Magnoliopsida; Cornales; Cornaceae
Product: putative L-ascorbate peroxidase 6
Exons: 10
Coding region: 107-1084 (325 amino acids)
Biological process (GO): response to reactive oxygen species; cellular response to oxidative stress; hydrogen peroxide catabolic process
Molecular function (GO): heme binding; peroxidase activity
Source: RefSeq, a predicted model, not a curated record
UUCAUUUCGUGUCCAUUCUUUCGUCCAAACGUACCAGUUAUGUAUACAUAGUUAAAUACUACGUAUAUAUUAUAAUGGAGAUGUAUUCUUAACCGUCCAUUUGAAGAUGACGACCAGCGGCUUUGACGCCUCGCUACUCUGCUCAAUCGGCUCCUUCUCCACCGCCGGCGAAUUCAAAUUUCCCGCCAAAACUCGUCCGACGGUCGAAUCUGAACGCAAAAGAACCAUCAGAGCUUCUUCAUCCAUCAACAGCCAUGAUUCAAAUAAAAAUGGUGUUUGUGCAUCAUAUGGAAGGAGAGGACUUGUAAUUAUGGCUUCAGUACCAUUUCUUCUUCCACUGCAUAAAUCAACGGAGGGCUUUGUUGCUGAUGCUGCAGAUGAAUAUUUUCUUAUAAAAGAAGAGGUAAGGAAGGUACUAUCCAAAGGCAAGGCUGCUGGUGUUCUUCGUUUAGUAUUUCAUGAUGCAGGAACCUUUGAUAUGGACGAGAAUUCAGGUGGUAUGAAUGGCUCUAUAGUUUAUGAACUUGAUAGAUCGGAAAAUGCAGGCCUUAAAAAAUCUCUGAAGAUUCUAGAGAAAGCAAAGAGUGAGGUGGAUAUAUUGCAACAAGCAGUAUCAUGGGCAGAUAUGAUUGCUGUGGCUGGAGCUGAAGCUGUUUCUCUAUGUGGAGGUCCGAAAAUUCCAGUUCGAUUUGGCAGAGUAGAUUCAAUGAUACCUGAUCCUGAAGGGAAGCUUCCUCAAGAGUCUUUAGAUGCUUCUGCUCUAAAACAGUGUUUUCAAAGAAAAGGCUUGUCAACACAAGAACUUGUUGCAUUAUCUGGUGCUCAUACUAUUGGAGGUAAAGGUUUUGGAAAUCCAACAGUCUUUGAUAAUUCAUACUACAAAAUUCUCCUUGAGAACCCGGGGUCUUCUUCAGCUGGCAUGUCAAGUAUGAUUGGGCUUCCUUCAGAUCGCGCGCUAGUUAAGGAUGAUGAAUGCAUAAGGUGGAUCUCAAAGUAUGCCGAAAACCAGGAUAUGUUCUUUGGAGAUUUUAGGAACGCCUAUAUCAAACUUGUGAAUUCUGGUGCAAGAUGGAAAAAUUCAUAAUAAAUUCUUAGAAGCAUCACUAUGUUGUCAGCCCUAAAAUGCUGCAAUCCUGGUAAGACUGAUUAUGCUUUUCCCUAAUUACUAAAUACAAUUAUAAAUGUAACUAUCAUUCUUGGUAUAGUGAUUUGGAUUUCUCUUCUUUUGCCCAAAGAGAUACUAAGGACCAUUAUUGACAAUGAGAAAGUGAUUCAUCAACUGUUAUCUAUUA